CUUGGGACAGGCACUGAUGGCGGCUGAAAUUAUGCGUUCUGAUGAACGUUGUUGCAGAGGUGCAUUCGUUUACCUUUCUAUACGUUAGACCAAUCAAAUCUAACAACAGUGGCUUCGGUAAUUGUAGUGUGGGGCUGCGAGCAAGUGGUCCCAAUUUCCUAGGUAACCGUAACAGGAAGCAGCCUUAGCGCUAGGACUAUUUUACAGUCUAGUUGCAGACAUUCACCAAAAUCACCCAGGAGUUUGCAAAAAUUGCAGAUGCCUGAACCACAUAGCAGGCCUGCUGAGACUGUCUCUGAUGAAAACGCCGAGUUCUCAGUGUCGGGAAGGAGCCGAAGCACGCGCGGUCGCUGGUGUUCCGAGGAAGCCUUCCCUCUAGUCCUGUGUUCUUCAGUGCCACUUCCAGAAUUCUGGAUUUUACUGCAUAAGUUACGUGGAUGAAUACUGUACUGUACACAAUGGAAAUGCACUAUGCCACUACCACUUGAGAAAGUUUGCCAUGAGAUUGUACACGGCGCACUAUUUGGCUGAGAAUGGAAGGUGACCAACCACAGCAUUGUGUUCUGUAUCCUGGGUGCUGAUUGGCUCAGUGACAUAGUAUCAGUCUCUUUGCUCUCCCGCACCGUGCCCAUAUGUUCAGCACCUCUCCUCGUCUACUUCAUAUCAACAUCUGAUCACUGUGCAUAGUGUUGCUCUGUGGCGUGUUUUUGUGAAAAUUUCGUAAAAGUCUGAAUUUAUUUCAAGCCCUACGAUGCCACCCAAAUGUUCUGCACCUCUUAAGGCUUCUGGCAGUGAACUCAAGCUCCAGAGGAAUAUGCUUACCAUCAAAAAGGUGGAACUUCUCAACAUGUGAAAGGCAAAAAGCUACACAGCUGUAGGCCACCAUUACAGGAUCAACAAAUGUACUGUUCACUACAAAAAGAUGAGAAGAAUAUUAGGUCUACUGCAACAAUGACUUUUAACAAGACUGCAAGGAGGGUGGUCAUUUCCCACAAUAAGGCCAUUGUGAGGAUGGAGUCUGCAUUGGCCCUAUGAAUAAAUGACUGCAGGAAGAAGAGUAUCUUGCUGGAUACCAACAUCAUCCAGAUGAAGGCCAAGAAACUUUAUGAUACUUUACAGAAACACAGAUGUCCACAAUGGUGAUGAGGAUGAAAACGCAGAAGCAAGACACUUUGGACUCAAGAGCAUUUCUCUGCCUGGAGAAGCUGCCUCUGUGGAUAAAGAGCAGCACCAGCAACUCCCCAUAACUAUGUUCAUCACUCGUACGAAGAGAUCAGUUACACCUAUACCUUUAGUGGAAAUAGAAGUUACCGCCCAGGGUGAAGAUACUGCAACACCUGAUGAAGCACUGCCUUCAAAUGAGCUGUAAUGCUCUUCUUGACUGUGCAGUACAUUCAUCUCAUCAUCAUCACCUUCAUCAUCAGUACUGCACAGCUACAUAAUUCAUCUUCAUUCAAGUUGUAGUAUACUUCACUGAGAUGGUCCAACCCUCCUGGGCGGGUCCGUCCAGGAGCGCGCGACACUUUAAGUGCCGGGCCAGGCACCCCCGGUUGGGCCGACUUCGGUCUGCACGGCGGUAUGGACCCUAGGGAGGCGGAGGUCCGCGCCUUAGAAGCGGAGGUCGCGGCCUUGAAGCCAUUGUGGGAGGAGCUGCUGGCGCCGGCGGAGGACAACGCUAGAGUCCGGAAAUUAUUUCAAGAAAUAUGCCAAUCUGAUCCUGAAGAAUGGAAAUCUUUAAAAGAUCUGAGAAGUAAUCUUGGACAUUUAGAAUCAGAACUUUUGUUUCUAAGCACACUUACUGGCAUCAAUAUAAUCAGUUACUCCAAGAAGAUAAAGAACCUAACAAGCACUGAGAUGACAGAAAAGAGUAUAAAGAAAGUUCUACAGAGACACAAAUUAUCAGGAAAUUGCCACAUGAUUACAUUUCAAGUUGAAUUUCAGAUUCUGGAAGUUCAGAAUCAGGAGAACUUAUCUUCUGUUAUUACUGACCUCAACAUAAUAAUGGAGCCCACUGCAUAUUCAGAACUAAGUGAAUUUGUGUCUAGAGCAGAAGAAAGAAGAGAUCUGUUUAUGUUUUUUCGAAGCCUACACUUUUUUGUGGAGUGGUGUGAAUAUCGUAAGCACACAUUUAAACAUUUCAAGGAAAAGUACCCAGAGGCUGUGCACCUCUUGGAGGGGGCCUCCUCCAGCUACAUGGGCAUUCGGAGCACCAGCCACCCAGGGUUUGAAUUAGUCAUCGUUUGGAGGAUACAAAUAGAUGAAGAAGGGAAGGUUUUGCCGAAGUUGGAUCUUCUCACUGAAGUGCCGCAGCAAGCCCUGGAGUUGGACAAGAAGGGAGUAAUAGAAACUGCUCCUCUCAGCUUCCGAACCUUGCUGGGCAUGCUAGGCAUUGAAGUGGCUAUAGAAAGCCUAAUAAGAUCGCUUUGCACAGAGGAAAACCACUAAUUCCCAAAUAGUAACACCUAGGAGUCAGAUGCUACACCACGAAGCAUGUGUUUUUAUUGAAUAUAAUCAUUUGCUGUUUUCCACCUAGAAACCAUACCCUCAGAACGUGUCUGUGCAGUUAUGACACAUAUAUAAACUGUCAGGACAUGAAAAAAUAAAUACAGCUACUUAAAUAGAAACUGCUAAACACUGAUCUGUGGGGAGUGGCUGUGCACCCUUCCAACACCCAGUCUGAGGGCAGAGCCAGGCACCCACCACCUGGGGCUCUUGAAGCGUCAUUGCUUAGACAUUCCCAAGAUACCCUGGGGGACGUACACCACCCUUCUCACCUCCCUGCUGUGGAAAGCAGCACUUGGAGGCAUUUACAGUGCCUCUCAGCAACUCCUCUAACAGUCUCUCUUCUUGGUUAUCCAUAAAAAAGUGGAGCAAGAGCUUAAAAAAUGCAGUAAGAUAGCAAAGCUUGCAUUGUCCCUUCACAGGAGAUCUCAGUACCCAUUCCUCCACACAGAAAAAACUGGGUUUUCAUUUAAGUCCCUAAGAGUCUAAGUGCUGUACUGACCCCAGUGACCCAUUUAAAAUGUUAGAACUAUUGAAAACACUGUUUCAAUCAAGUGAACACCACAGGUAAGAAGAGGCUAUGGUGGAGUGAAUAGAGCAAAGCAUUGCACCAAGACCUCCUAGCAGAGGCUGUCCAUCUGUAUCCUCUUCCCCUGAGUUUCGGACUGCCCACGCCAACCAGGACAGGCAACCAGGAGGCUGCCCAGUUCACCUCCUCAAGGGGCUGGGGUUCCUGAAUUCCAUGCACAGGGACCCAGGGUUCUAUGCACAUGGUGAUGCCGGGCAAGACUGUGUGUCAUUAUCAUGUCCCGCCCCCCUCCCCGUCCCAUGCCAGCAACAAGGAAAAACCUCCAGCCAAAACCACACGACCACUGCUUCCCUCCCCGUACUCUAUGACUUGCAUGCAAAAACAGCUCCACUCAUGUCCCCAUAGAUGGAGUUUCCAAAGCCUCUGGACCCCAACACACUGACAUGGAUGAGAGACAUAUGUCAUUUGAGUAUCUUUUUAACCCUCUGAGUAUAGAAGUAAGAAAUAAAUGUUAGGAAAGAAUUAAAGAAUAAAUUCUAGAAAAGCAGGCUUAAUUCAAACAAGUGUAAUUCUCAAGUGAUCAGAAAAUGUCCCCCACAAAAAUUUACAAUCAGCAAAAUAUUCUUAUUUUCAUAUAAUUCCAUGGUUUCGCUAAUAUUAUAUUACAAUAAGCCUUCAUUAAUCCCUCAAAAUGAUGAUAUAAAUAAUAAAUCUGUACAACCUACCAUAGAAUAAAAAACUGAAGCCCAAGAUUCCCAACAAUUUUCAUAGCAGCGAGGCACACUUUUGGUGAACCUAUCACAAACCCUCUUGGUGCCAGCCAGGAGUCACCUAUCUUGCAUAAGCAGGGCCUUGCGUAGCCCUGACCGGAAAGUGGUCCAGCACAUCACUCGAGGCUGCAAACAGUACAUGUCUCUGUGAAACCCUAGGAAAAAACAGGUACAGGGAGGAAGAGAACUCAAGACUGGCUCUGGCAGAAUUGGUUGAGAUUCCCCAAACCCCACAAAAUGCCCUGAACACAGAGCUGGGAGGAACAGCGCCGCCCCAGGUUUAGCAGCUCAGUGAUGCAGCUCUGCUUCCAGCUUCCACAGCAGCAACUUCAGGUGAGAAAGAAUGCCUUGUCUCCCCUAAAGUUAAAGUCAUUCAGGAAAGAACAGCAUGAAAGUCAGUACUUGCAUGAGUGGUGUUUGCCCCUGAUCUGAGUCCCAUGGUCCUUGCUGAUCCUGAACAGAACAGUGGAGGUGGCCCCUCCACAGGAACCCUGAGUCCACACUGCUUAGAACUGACAUCUGCACCAAGAACACAUUGCUCUGCAGCAGGGAACCACUAAACUUGUGAUAAUGUGUGGCUUGCAUUAAAAAGUGCCCAAGAAACUCAGCUGGGAAAUUUCCAGUAGUAUCCCUGUUUUCUUAAAAGUUUCUUAAAAGUCCAAAUUAUAAGAUAUAUGUCACAAUUCAAGUUUUCUACAUUAGGAGUCUUGUAGAAGAUCCAAACCUCGGGUCUUAAAAUAAGGCUUUUUUCAUUAGAGAUUAGACAUGACCCUUUGGUGGAAAAGAAAAACUGUCCAGAGGGGUCUCUGGGACAGAGAAUGCCACAGGUCUCACAUUUGACAUUCCUUGUCCAGGAAGAUGUUUCUUCUAU
This is a messenger RNA of Artibeus jamaicensis (Jamaican fruit-eating bat), 4672 nucleotides long. RefSeq names its product centromere protein P (gene CENPP). Gene Ontology annotation, biological process: CENP-A containing chromatin assembly. Lineage: Eukaryota; Metazoa; Chordata; Mammalia; Chiroptera; Phyllostomidae. The transcript has 11 exons. Gene Ontology annotation, cellular component: chromosome, centromeric region; nucleus. The record is from RefSeq and is a predicted model, not a curated record. Bases 1579 to 2445 code for a protein of 288 amino acids.